ACAACAUGGCCGCCUAGAUUUUUUUUUUAAAUUGUCUGUCCCUUUUUUUUGCCAAAGAAUUACAAAGAUUUCUAACUUUUACAACUGAAAAUGUGACAUGAAGCAUAUUCGUUUGAUCAAUCUCAACUCUCGAAAUGGCAAAAGCAAAUAUGAAGAAGAAUCCUACCGAAAAUGGUCUUCCAGUUCUAGGAGAAAAUGAAGAUACAUUUAAUUUCUCUAAUAGUGCCAGUCAGAAAAACCCUCCUGUCUCUAGUCGAUCUUCAUCCCAAGCUAGUAGAAGGACACCAACCCCAACAAAACAAAUUUCACUUACAGCUGUCAGGAGGAGAGAAGAAAGUUUUCAUCAGGAAGAUGACCCCUCAAAGGUUGAAGAGCUGAGGAAAUCUAUGAAAAUAGAAGCUGAGAGGAGUUUUUUGAAAGAACCAACAGAUCUGAAUGAGUUUGUUGUGGAAAGAAAUACAGCUGGAAGUCAGGUGACGAAGAUGAAGAAAACUUCACGACACAACUGCUAUCAUAAUGGGGAUGUUGAAACUGCAGUACAGAAAGAAAAGAAAAAACCAAUGGAUGAAGUGCCUAAGAAACCAGUUGAUAAACCAACGUCUAGCACUACAGACAAAAAGAAAGAAGAUAAAAAACAAGAAAGUAGCAGUGAAGAAAGUAGUGAUGAAGAAGAGGAAGAAAGAAAAGCUCCAAAUCAGUUGUUGAUGGAAUUUUUAGAAUGUAUAUAUGCAAAAGACUUUCCUACUGCUGCAAAGUUAUGUAAAAUGAUUUUGAUAUAUGAACCUGACCACCCAGUGGCCUUGCAAUUCCAACCUGUAAUUGAAGAAAAAAUCCAACAGGAUAUAGAGGCAGAACAAGAAGGAGAAGGGAGUAAUGAGUCUGGUUCUGAUGAUGAUGACAGUGGGGAGGAGGAUGACUCAGAUAGUGAUGAUGAUAGUGACAGCGAUGAUAGUGAUGAUAGCGAUGAUGAUGAUGACGAUGAAAAUGAAAAUGAAGAUGGUGACAAUGAAAAUGAAGACAAUCAAAAGAUACCUCAACCUCAACAGAAACUUUCAGUAGGACCAUUUAAAGUUUGAUGCAAGUAGAAAUGUUUGCAGUGACAAUUCAGUUGUGGGUGAAACAGAGGAUUCUGGGAUAGCUUCUACAGAAUCAUCAGAUAGAGAUUUCUAUGAAAUGUGACAUUAGUAUAAGAUAUUUACAUAAAUUCUUAUAAGAGCCAUUGAUUCAUUUCAUGACCCAUCAGUCAUUGUCAUAUAUACCAUCAUUAAUAUGAUAGUACUUCUUAUGUCAUCUCACAUUUUAACUAGGAAAUGCAGGGUUUUCUGUUUUGUCUUGCUAUAUUUAGAAAAAUUAUUAGCAGUUUUGGUUUGCUCAAGUGAAUUGUUAGUAACUUUUGUACAUUCCAUUAAAAAUUGAGAAAUGAAUAUUAAAUACAUUGUAUUUUUAAGUAUGUUGAACACAAGCUUUGCACAUUACACCUAUAUAUUUCAGAUGAAAUCAAGUGUCAACGAACUAAUAAAAAAAUAAAUCACCCUAAUGGCCAAAAUUCUGAAUGUUUGAAUUUUUUUCCUAUUUUUUUAUGCCCAUGUUGAAUGCAAUGAUUCCAUGGCUGUCAACUCUGGCAUAAAUUUCAAAAGAUUUAAAAAAAAAAUUGGAUGUUUUUGAUUUGUCACGUAUGUCAGAUGUGGAAGGUUUGAAAUUCCAGAAGUUGAUUUCCUGUUAAAAAUGCCUUUCAAUGCUGUGGAACAGAUUGAAUUUGAAAUAAAAUCAAUCAGUUGUUGCCCAGCCAUAUAGUUUGGUCCUUGUAUUAGAACUGCUUGCCCUCAACUUAGAGUUAAAAAUUCAGACAUUUUAAAAGUUAUUAAGACCAUUAUUCAUAUAGAUACUAUAAAUUGGGAUAAAGAUGUACUUGUUUUCUCUGACAAAAAUCCUGAUAAUAAUAUUUUAAUUUUUUUGAAUGACUUUAUCAAACCGAAUGUUUUUUUGUGUUUUUUUUCAAGGCAGUAUUAAGGAAUGCCAAUUAAUACUGUAAAAGUUUUUGUUCUCAUAUUAUUGCAAGGGAUACAACUUUUCUUCUUAUUCUUUCCUCUGUAAAGACACAUUUCAGUGCCUAUAGCUUACUUUUAUUUAAAAACUUUCAAUUCCCCAAUAGUAUCCCUAUUUUAUCAUGUCAAUAGUUUUUUACCCAAAAUUGGAUAAAAUUAUAUCAACCAACAAAACGAAUUGAUAAGAACUGUUUUUAUCCAACCCAAUCAUAGGUUUGAACAUUGUUUUCAAUUUCUAUAUAUAUAUAUAGAUUGUAAGGUGUAUAUGUCUGUCUGGCAUGGUUCAUCUGACCUUGACCUCAUUUCCGUGGAUCAUUAAAAAAGUUAAGUGCAUGUGAUACUUGUAGUGUCCACCCUUCAUAUUAAAGACUUUCAACAUGAAUUCAAUCAUGGCCCGGUAAGUAAAGCAUGCAAGACAUUUCAGGGUGUGCUCUUUUUUAUGUGCUUUGAUAUUGGUUUGACGAGUCAAUACAAAAAAAAAAAAUUACGGUAUGAUUGCCAAUGAGACACCUCUCCACCAGAAACCAAAUGAUGUAAGUUAGCAACUAUAGGUCACACUACAACCAUUAUCAAUGAGUAAAACCAAGCCCUCUUUUUUUACAGAUUUUUAGUUUGUUCUUGUGUUGUACUGUUACUCACUGUUCCAGGUUUGAGGGAGGGUUGGGCGCCCACAACAUUGUUUAACAACUCCACACUUUGUAUGUGCUUGUCCCAACUCAGGAGCAUGCAAUUUAAUGGUUGUCUGUUGCUAUAGAUUAUAUUUUUUAUAUUUAUUUUUUAGUUUUUUUACCCAAAAUUGGAUAAAACUAUAUCAACCAACAAAAUGAAUUGAUAGGAACUGUCAUAUUAUGACUUGGUACAGGCAUUUUCAGAAGAAAAUUGUAGUUGGUUUAACCUAAUGUACAGUAUUGGUAUUUACUGAGAAAAAGGUUCAACAGUCAUUUUUUUGUUUUAUCAUAUCACAAGAGUUUAUUAGAUUUAAUUUGAUAUAGUGAAAUGUAAAAUGUGUGGUUGAAAAAACAAAUGAAUUGUCAUGCAUGUUUGUAUGUUUGUGAGAACAAAAUAAAAUGUAAACAAAUGUAUGUGUGAUAAAAGACAAUAUGAUACUGUGGAUUCAUUUAUUUUCGUGGGUACCAAUUUUCGUGGAUUGAGAAAAACUCACACUUUCGUGGAUAUAUAAUUUCGUGGUUUUACCAUAGUCUGCAUACAGGCCAAUGGAAAAUUUGGAAUUCGUUGCACAUUUAAAUUCGUGGUUCACCUGUACCCAAAAAGUCCACGAAAAUUGGUAUCAAAUGAAUAAUGAUGAAUCCACAGUAGUGGUUGUCCUUAACCUGUGAGCUAAAUUAACUGUGAUAUUCAUAUUUUAUAAAUACUAUUUUGUAUUGAUAAUUAAAUGUUUGUGCUUUCAUCUUGA
This is a messenger RNA of Mytilus californianus (California mussel), 3459 nucleotides long. RefSeq lists its product as uncharacterized. The transcript is spliced from 11 exons. The record is from RefSeq and is a predicted model, not a curated record. NCBI's taxonomy places the organism in Eukaryota, Metazoa, Mollusca, Bivalvia, Mytilida, Mytilidae. The coding region runs from base 135 to 1076 and encodes 313 amino acids.